This is a messenger RNA of Cavia porcellus (domestic guinea pig), 3498 nucleotides long. Its product is annotated as optic atrophy 3 protein. Bases 96 to 638 code for a protein of 180 amino acids. The record is from RefSeq and is a predicted model, not a curated record. Gene Ontology annotation, cellular component: mitochondrion. NCBI's taxonomy places the organism in Eukaryota, Metazoa, Chordata, Mammalia, Rodentia, Caviidae. The transcript is spliced from 2 exons. Gene Ontology annotation, biological process: regulation of lipid metabolic process.
AGCACGCACGGUCAGAGAGGGCGGGGGAGGAGUAGGGAGGUUGGAGACGCCCCGCCCAGGCAGCAAGGUUGCGCGUGCACCGUGCGACCGCCAAGAUGGUGGUGGGCGCGUUCCCUAUGGCGAAGCUGCUAUACCUGGGCAUCCGACAGGUCAGCAAGCCGCUUGCCAACCGCAUUAAGGCGGCUGCCCGCCGAAGCGAGUUCUUCAAGACCUAUAUCUGCCUUCCGCCGGCACAGCUGUACCACUGGGUGGAGAUGCGGACCAAGAUGCGCAUCAUGGGCUUCCGGGGCACGGUCAUCAAGCCUCUCAACGAGGAGGCGGCCGCUGAGCUGGGCGCGGAGCUGCUGGGCGAAGCCACCAUCUUCAUCGUGGGCGGAGGCUGCCUGGUGCUGGAGUACUGGCGCCACCAGUCGCAGCAGCGUUACAAAGAGGAGGAGCAGCGCGCCGCCUGGAACGCGCUGCAGGACGAGGUGGGCCAGCUGGCGCUGGCACUGGAGACGCUGCAGGCGCAGGUGCAGAGGGCGUCACCGCAGGGCGCCCUGGAGGAGCUGCGUGCAGAGCUGCAGGAAGUGCGCGCCCAGCUCUGCACCCCUGACCAACCACCGGCGCACCAGGCAGCAUCCUCCUCCAAGAAGUAGGCGGUGCAGAGGCCUGGACUUGGAUGUGGCACCAUGCGCCCCCCACUUGGCCUCCUCCCUGACCUCACUGGCCCGGAGGAACCAAGAUCUGGAUGGGACUUGGCAUUCAGUCACUUACAAGCAGGACCAGGGUACCUUCCUCUGGGACAAGUCGAGCAGGGGAUGUGCCUGAUAGCCCCCACCAACACGUGACUCCUCUGCACCCCCACAGCACUCACCUGCUACCCAAAUCCCAAGACCUGCAAGGCCACGGCCAGCAGGACUGCCCUAUUGUCCCCUCGUCAUCUUGUUACCCUGCCUCUUCCCAUGGCUCUGCCAUCAGAAUAAUGUCCCCUCUGUCUGCUGGUUCUGUGGAAUCCCUCUGUGGGUUCUUGGGUGGUGCCAGCUGGGCAUCAUCUCCCUGUUAGAGGGGAGAAGGGGGGAUCCUGGCCUACAUUGACUGCCCAUAUCGUGUUCUCAUCCCCCUUUGCUUGGGAUAUUCCAGCAGGACCCCCUCAUCCCUCAUCCAGGGGCAUAGUCCACUAGCUGGCUCUGCACGGUCUUCUGGUGUCCCGUGUCCCUCACUGUCUCCCAUGGAGGGAGAUUGAUCCCUGCUGGGACUCAUCCAACCCACCUUUCAGCCUUGGCCUGUCCCCUGACCUCAGAGGCCUUGUGCCACCCUCUUCCACCUUGCCCACCCUCUUACAGUGGCAUCUCCUGGCUGAUGGCCUGUGUGUUAGAUCAUCACCUGUCACCUUCUGGGCACAUGCUUCCGUCGAUGCACUCUGGCCCUGGACUGUCCCCUCCUGCAGCGGGACCCUCCUGUCUCUGGAGGCCCAGGUCUCCCCCGUGUUUCAUUUCCACACACUGCCAUGACCUUACUCCCAGUGUGGUGGCUUAGAAGAACAGGAGUUCUUGCAGCCUUGGAAAUCAAAAAUUUAAAUCGAGGCAUCAGCAGGGCCACACUCCCUUCCACUUCUGGUGAUUCCUCACCUUCUUGGCUCUGGCCCCGUGUCCAUGUGGCCUUCUCCUCUUCUGUCUCUCACCAACAAGCUGCCACAGGAGUUUAGGGCCUAUGCUAAAUCAGGGUACCCUUACCUCAAGAUCCCUGAUGACAUCAGCAGGGAGCCUUUUGCCAGACAGGGCCACAUUCACAGGUUCCAGGGGUCAGGGCGUGGACACACAUUUUUUGGGUCCACCAUUCACUCUGUCAUACUUGUGCCACAGAACAUGAGAGAGCCCCACCCAACCUCGUGGUCCCCAAGGCAUUGGAAGUGGGCUACCUGCAGCCCUUUCAGAGCAGCCCCAGUUCUCGGCAUCUGUGUGCAGGGCUUCAUCCUUGGGCCCGUUUCCAUGAGGCUGCAGGUGCAGGUGGCAGGCGGGACCUUCCUUCCUCCCCUAACUGCCUGGGGACUAAACACCACGACACAAGAGUCACCAAAUAGAAAAAUCGAGAAGCUGGACUUCCUAGGGGGCAUCUUUACUUCUAGAAGAUGGGGAGAGGCUGGUGUAGGGGGACCAAGCGGGGCCCACAGUGGGGUGUCCUUAAAAUUAGGAGUGACUCAAGUGGGGGAAGGCAAGGGACAGGUACCACCACAUGAAGGGGUGAUGGAUAGCCAGGGAGAGGCUCAGUACCUGGUUUCCAUGGUUACUCCUGGAGAGACGGUCCACCCUGGCACUGACAUUUCUCAUGACUAUGUAGCAGUGAGUUGUCAUUGUCACCACAGGCCAGGGGUGCUGAGCUCUGGCUAGUGGUCCUGCACUGUUCUGAGGGCUUUGCAUAAUGGCCACAGCAUAAGGUCUAUGACACUGGUGAGGAAACUGAGGCAGAGAGGGGCAGUCACUGUCCCAGGUUACCCAGGUAGGGAAGAGGUAGGGUGGCAGCAUUCUAAACCCCAGAUCAUGUGUCAGCGCAGUGGGGUGCUGCUGUCAUCCCUGAAAGCAGAUAUGUGCUAAUGGCAGGUGACCAGUCCUCCUGGGGUGGUGCUGGGGUGGCAGUGGGUGCGUGCAGAAGCCAGAGAGAGCUUCGAGGUUUGGCUUCCUGCUCGAUAACUUUGUACAUUUCAUGAUAUGGCAAGAGGAGUAAAAAUAAAUCGAUAGUAAAUCUGGGUGUCUUCAAGUUUAUGCAUUCUUUACUCAUAUUUCAGAGGUCACUGAAGCUCAGAAGAAAUGUCUCAUGUGAGUCCGUCAUUUGAGAAAUUUCACUGAGUCAUUUGCUGUGUAGAUAGAGCCUGUUCUGUACCGGGCUGGGAUCUCAGAGGUGACUGAGACAGCCCGGCCCCAUCCUCCUGGGACUCACAUCCCGUUGAUGGGACAGGUGCACACAGACAUUUCUCUGUCACUUCCUAUGGUUAGGAAGAAGUGGGGUAAAUGCGGAUUUCUGAUCUCCUGAGUGACCCAGGGUGUGAAGAGCAGGGUGCCGCUCACAAAACCCCAAAGGGCUUUGCCCUUCCUGUCUCCUGGCCAGCUUUGUCACCUGUAUCCCUGCUGGGUGGCUCUGUGUCUGGAAUCGACCUAGAUUGGCUGAGGGCCACCCCAGUAGGAAAUGGGCUUUGAAUAACCUCCCACCUGACCCACUGGCCCAUGGGAGUGGUCAGCAGCCACCAUCAGAGGGUACAGAUGAUCGGCAAGAGUUCAGGGCCAGCCUGAACUGCAUAGGGAGACCCUGUCUCAAAAAAAAAAAAAAAAAAAAAAAAAAAAAAGUGGAAUCCCUUUUAAGUGGCUACGUAAUAAAGUAUGGGGUUUCCUGGGUAAGCGUUGCACAUAUGUGCCAGGAAUUAUGUGACACAGUAUAUAAGGACAGAGCUGUUUUCUAUAGUACAUAACAUGACCUGUUAUCACUUGUGUGUGUAUCAUUGGAAAUAAAAAUUACUAAAUCCAA